Molecule: messenger RNA, 123 nt
Organism: Protopolystoma xenopodis
Lineage: Eukaryota; Metazoa; Platyhelminthes; Monogenea; Polystomatidea; Polystomatidae
Source: the annotation of a GenBank genome assembly
AUGGCGGGACUCACCAAUGAUGUCGAUUACGAUUCCGGCGAUACGGAUGGGAAUGUACCAGGUCCACAUUCCAACUCUGAGAACUAUCAUAAUUACUACGCCAGAGGACCUUGUACAAGGUAG